Molecule: messenger RNA, 438 nt
Organism: Capsella rubella
Lineage: Eukaryota; Viridiplantae; Streptophyta; Magnoliopsida; Brassicales; Brassicaceae
Exons: 1
Coding region: 71-256 (61 amino acids)
Source: RefSeq, a predicted model, not a curated record
UAUACAUUAUUUGACAUGCAUAGUAGCUCAAAUCAAAACUCAACACUUCAAAAGUCUUAGAACUUCAAACAUGUCACUCUUCACACUCUUCUUGGUUUGCUUUGGUCAAAAAAAUGAACCACGGAUCAACAACACAACCGACACUAACUUGGAGGUUUUGUCUUUAAAGAAACCAAAAAGCAAAACCGAGUCUCCGACAACUCCCACGAUCGUCGUCUCUUAUUUCCCAGUAGGCUCCAACCUUUCCCGUCUAUAAAGAUAUAGGAACUAUGGAAACUCAAAUUUUGUGGUGAUGAUGAGAAGACAAUGACGACAUGACCAAGAAAGGAUAUGAGAUGAGGCUAGAUACUUUUGGUCCAGUCCAAUCUUGUUUUUGUCCUUCUUGUAUAUGUUUGAUUACGUACGUAAUAGACUAAUCAAAGAAUAUGCUUUAUGGUU